AUGUACGCAUACUGUACCUCUAAGUACCCGCUUCCUGACUCUACUCGGACAGUCACUGCGGCCGCCAUUCCAAUAAUAACAACAGACGUCGUCUUCACCACCACUACCGUCGUAGUCACAACGACUGUGGUCGCCCAGGUUAUCAAGCGAGCAAAAACCACACCGGCUAUCAAUCCACCCCAGCAUCCGCAACAUCUUGGAAGAAGUCUCGAAGAGCGAAAUUUGGUUGCGCAAUGGUCGAGCUUUCUCAAGGAAGCUAAGCAGGCCGUGCAGACGCUCUGCUCAUGCAUCGAGACACCUCAGACCAGCACCGUCACCACAACACCAACAACCCUCGUCACAGUGACAGCGACCCAGGUCGUGAUCGCCACCACCGUCGCCACCGUCGUUGUUCGCGCCUGCUCGACCUCCACCAGCUCCUUUGCCCUCUUCGCUUCAGCCUCGAACAGUUUCGCAAAAAUGGACUCGGCAAUCCAGAAUCUUUUCUCCAUCAAGUUCAGGUCCACUACCGCUGCUGGCGCUGCACAGUCCUUCUUCACAGACUCUUACCGUCUCAACGUCGCGGGCUCGUCCUCAGAGCUCAGCGUCGUGGUUGAUGUUCUUGGGCAGUUUGUCGAUUUCCACUACGUAUGGCUGACGGAUCCUACGACGGUUCAAACACAUGAUGAGGCUCCAGUCGCUUGCGUCGUUGAUGCGGAUCUGGCGUUGACGUGUAGUGUGAGAGACCAAGAUGUGUUGCAGCUCUUUGGAGAUCAGUUGAGUAUCGGCGCUUCCGUGGAAUAUACAACGUCGUCUUUUACGUUGGUGCCGGUAAAGUAUAGUGUCUUUUUGCGUCUACGAGUUCCUACGAUCGCGUUCAACAAAGAUCAUUGUUGUUAA
Molecule: messenger RNA, 879 nt
Organism: Alternaria burnsii
Lineage: Eukaryota; Fungi; Ascomycota; Dothideomycetes; Pleosporales; Pleosporaceae
Exons: 3
Coding region: 1-879 (292 amino acids)
Source: RefSeq, a predicted model, not a curated record